Molecule: messenger RNA, 819 nt
Organism: Coniophora puteana RWD-64-598 SS2
Lineage: Eukaryota; Fungi; Basidiomycota; Agaricomycetes; Boletales; Coniophoraceae
Exons: 4
Coding region: 21-314 (97 amino acids)
Source: RefSeq, a predicted model, not a curated record
UUUCAUCGUCACAGUGAAGGAUGUCCCAGCCAAGCGCACAUGAUUCUAGCAACAACAUUAUGAAUAUGCCUGCAUCAAUUCGAAGGCGAGACCCUGCAGCUGGCCGCGACAACAAGCCCCAACAAGGCACAGAACCGCUUCAAUCAAGCAACAGUCGACAAAUAAUUUCUAAACUGAAGAAGAUGCUGGGAAUUACAGGCGCGCGACCAGCGAACAAAGAUCCCAUUGGGAACUUCGCCAAGGUACUCCCGCGCAGUACACCACUGGUAUCCGUCUGUAGAGCAAAACCAGACUGUCUCUCAGCUACGUUUUGAUCCUUGUGCGCGUCGCUAACUUCACAUCAGCGCCUCGCUGCCCACCCCAUACGGAGUCCCCGAGACAACGACGAAGACUCCGAAUCGGACAACAAUGACGAAGGACACGACCGUGCUCCAACCAGCAGCGCUCCACCUCAAGCCACCGAGGAAGGCGCACAUGCCAGAGACCAGACUAUGCAGGGAUAACACAACAUGAACACGCACGAAAGUCAGACGAGCCAAGGGGAGAACGGGUCAAUUGACGUGUCCGCAGCGCAACGCGGCGGCGCAGGGUGGACCUUGGUACGGACGAGCAUGUGGGGAGUGGGGUCUACAUAGCGGAAAGCCAUUUUGCUACGGGUGUUCGAACGAAUGAUGGACCUUGCGUGUGUAGUUCAGCUGUGGAUUCAAGGAGAGCAAGGACGGCGCCAUUGCCGAGAGAGUGGUUGUCACGAGCAAGGGCGCGCAAAGGCAUUCGCGAAUCCAUCCAAGUUGAUUAUUGAUUAUUGAAUAUUGAUUGGUC